CACACUCAAAACGUUCCCAUGCAAAAAGAACCAUUAACCCUUGAAGAUACAGAAGGCCACGAGCCCUCUUGCAUUCAAAUUCAUUCAGAAACUUCAAAGGGUGUUUCAACAAGAACACCAUCAGAAAUCGAAGAAGAAUCGCCGACUUUUGGCUCCGAAACAUCUACAUUGACCGAUGAUUCUGGAAAAGUCGAACGUGAUCUGGGGAAAAAAUCAGACACUUUGAAACAAGUAAACUUGCAUGGUUCUACUGAUCAAGAACAAAAACUUCCCAUAAGUAAUGGGAAUCCUUCAUCUUCUUAUUUUAAUUCAACUCCAUCGAGUAUGGACAAGAAGACGACGAACAGCAAAGUUCCAAGGGAGAAAAAUAGUGCACUAAAUUCACCAGAGGCUUCAUUCACAAAGAACAAGAGCUGUUCCAAUGGAAAAUCCAACAUAUUCAAGAAUUUGAUAUCAUGUGGUGCUGUGGAUACGAAUGAUUCAGCAGUUGUGAUGAUCAAUAGAAAGAAUAAACCAUUCUUGAAUAUGUGUUCUAGUGAUCAGGAUAAUGUUCUUUCGGCAGAAAUUUGCAAAAGGGAUAAACUAGGAGGUUCUCAGAGGAUCUUUGGGACUUCGUGGAAUCAACAGCAGUGGAAUGGCAGAAAGAGCUGCGAUGGGGUGAAGGAUUCAAGAAAGCAAAGGACAACCUCAACUGCUUACAAGCAAAUCAGAGGCCCGGAUUGCUCGCAAUGUGGGAAGUCAUUCAAGCCUGAGAAACUACAUUCACAUAUGAAAUCCUGCAAGGGAAUGAAAGCCUUAGCCAAUGGAACUUUUAAUCCUGCACUUUCUGCAUCUAUAGUUCAGACGACAUCUCAAAGACUGUCAUCGAAGGAAUCCCAAAAUGAGGAUUCAAUUUCUGGAUACUAAAUAACUACUUAAUUCUUACAGUUUUUCAUUUCAUAGGAUUUAUUUUAAUAAAAUUUAAGAAUGUUUUCUUACUCUUCAUGAACUUCUGCAAACUGUUCCUUUUAAUGUAAAGGAUGCAGAGUGAAUUUAAUCAGCGA
This is a messenger RNA of Olea europaea var. sylvestris, 1043 nucleotides long. RefSeq lists its product as uncharacterized. The record is from RefSeq and is a predicted model, not a curated record. The transcript has 3 exons. Lineage: Eukaryota; Viridiplantae; Streptophyta; Magnoliopsida; Lamiales; Oleaceae. Bases 19 to 906 code for a protein of 295 amino acids.